Messenger RNA from Propithecus coquereli (Coquerel's sifaka), 2370 nucleotides. Its product is annotated as protocadherin beta-9. Gene Ontology annotation, cellular component: plasma membrane. Gene Ontology annotation, molecular function: calcium ion binding. NCBI's taxonomy places the organism in Eukaryota, Metazoa, Chordata, Mammalia, Primates, Indriidae. Gene Ontology annotation, biological process: homophilic cell-cell adhesion. The transcript has a single exon. The record is from RefSeq and is a predicted model, not a curated record. Bases 1 to 2370 code for a protein of 789 amino acids.
AUGGAGGCUAGAGGGUUCUGCUUCCCAAGACAAAGGCAAGUUCUAUUUCUCUUUCUAUUUUGGGGAGUGUCCUUUGCAGGUUCUGGGUUUAGACGUUAUUGGGUAACAGAGGAAACAGAAAGAGGAUCAUUUGUGGUCAAUCUGGCAAAGGAUCUGGGACUAGCUGAGGGAGAGCUGGCUGCAAGGGGAACCAGGGUGGUUUCUGAUGAUAGCAAACAACACUUGCUCCUGGAUUCUCAUACUGGGGAUUUGCUCACAAAUGAGAAACUGGACAGAGAGAAGCUAUGCGGCCCCACAGAGCCCUGUCUGCUGUAUUUCCAAAUUUUAAUGGAUAAACCCUUUCAGAUUUACCCGGCUGAGCUGAGAGUCAGGGAUAUAAAUGAUCACUCACCAGUGUUUCGGAACAAAGAGAUGGUAUUAAAAAUACUGGAAAAUACAGCAGAAGGGACAGCAUUUCGACUAGAAAGAGGACAGGAUUCAGAUGGAGGACUUAAUGGAAUCCAAAACUACACCAUCAACCCCAACUCUUUUUUCCAUAUUAAAAUUAGUGACAGUGAUGAAGGUAUGAUAUAUCCUGAGCUAGUGCUGGACAAAGCGCUGGAUCGGGAGGAACAGCGGGAGCUCAGUUUAACCCUCACGGCUCUGGAUGGCGGGUCUCCACCAAGAUCUGGGACUUCUGCUAUACGCAUAGUGGUCAUGGACAUCAAUGACAAUGCCCCACAGUUUGCUCAGGCACUCUAUGAGGUCCAGGCUCCAGAAAACAGCCCAGUAGGGUCCCUUAUUGUUAAAGUCUCCGCAGGAGAUGUAGACGCAGGAGUCAAUGCUGAAGUAUCCUAUUCAUUUUUCGAUGCUUCUGAAGAUAUUCCAACAACUUUUCAAAUUAAUCCUUUUUCUGGGGAAAUCAUUCUCAGAGAGAUGCUUGAUUAUGAAUUAGUACAAUCUUACAAAAUAAAUAUACAGGCAAUCGAUGGUGGGGGUCUUUCUGCAAGAUGUAUGGUUUUGGUCCAGGUAUUAGACACCAAUGACAAUCCUCCUGAACUGAUCAUAUCAUCACUUUCCAAUCACAUUGCUGAAAACUCUCCUGAUGCGGUACUGGCCCUAUUUAGGAUUAAAGACAGAGAUUCUGGAGAAAAUGCAAAGACAGUUUGCUCCAUUCAAGAUUACCUGCCUUUCCUUCUGAAACCCUCUGUGGACAAUUUUUACAUCCUAAUGACAGAAGGAGCGCUGGACAGAGAGAGUCAAGCUGAGUACAAUAUCAUCAUCACCGUCACUGACUUGGGGACACCCAGGCUGCAAACCCAGCAAAACAUAACAGUACUGGUCUCCGACGUCAAUGACAACGCCCCCGCCUUCACCCAAACCUCCUACACCCUGUUCGUCCCAGAGAACAACAGCCCCGCCCUGCACAUCGGCAGCGUCAGCGCCACAGACAGGGACUCAGGCACCAACGCCCAGGUCACCUACUCGCUGCUGCCGCCCCAGGACCCGCACCUGCCCCUCGCCUCCCUGGUCUCCAUCAACGCCGACAACGGGCACCUGUUCGCCCUGAGGUCGCUGGACUACGAGGCCCUGCGGGCGUUCGAGUUCCGCGUGGGCGCCACAGACCGAGGCGCCCCCGCGCUGAGCAGCGAGGCGCUGGUGCGCGUGGUGGUGGUGGACGACAACGACAACUCGCCCUUCGUGCUGUACCCGCUGCAGAACGGCUCUGCGCCCUGCACCGAGCUGGUGCCCAGGGCGGCCGAGGCCGGCUACCUGGUGACCAAGGUGGUGGCGGUGGACGGCGACUCGGGCCAGAACGCCUGGCUGUCGUUCCAGCUGCUCAAGGCCACGGAGCCCGGGCUGUUCGCCGUGUGGGCGCACAACGGCGAGGUGCGCACCGCCAGGCCGCUGAGCGAGCGCGACGCGGCCAAGCACAGGCUGCUGGUGCUGGUGAAGGACAAUGGCGAGCGUCCGCUGUCUGCCAGCGUCACGCUGCACGUGCUCCUGGUGGAUGGCUUCUCCCAGCCCUACCUGCCGCUCCCGGAAGCGGCCCCGGACCAGGCCCAGGCCGACUCGCUCACCGUCUACUUGGUCGUCGCCUUGGCGUCGGUGUCCUCGCUCUUCCUCUUCUCGGUGCUGCUGUUCGUGGCGGUGCGGCUGUGCAGGAGGGACAGGGCGGCUUUAGGGGGUCGUUGCUCCGUGCCUGAGAGCCACUUUCCUGGCCAUCUCGUGGAUGUCAGCGGUACUGGGACCCUGUCCCAGAGCUACCAGUAUGAGGUGUGUCUGAUGGGUGGCUCCGAGACAAAUGAGUUUAAAUUCUUAAAGCCGGUUAUCCCUAAUAUCCAGGCCCAGGGCCCUGGGAGGAAUAGUGAAGAAAAUCCCAUGUUUUGA